This is a messenger RNA of Drosophila ananassae, 784 nucleotides long. Its product is annotated as vitellin-degrading protease. Gene Ontology annotation, molecular function: serine-type endopeptidase activity. The transcript has a single exon. Bases 1 to 780 code for a protein of 259 amino acids. Gene Ontology annotation, biological process: proteolysis. Lineage: Eukaryota; Metazoa; Arthropoda; Insecta; Diptera; Drosophilidae. The record is from RefSeq and is a predicted model, not a curated record.
AUGCUUAAGUACAACUUACUAUUCUUUCUGUGCUUAGUAGUUGUCUUGGCCUUCUCCAAACCUCUUCCUAAUCGGAAAAUUAUUGGCGGCGAGGACAUUUCCAUCGAGAAGGCCCCCUGGCAAGUGUCGAUUCAGGAGUGGAGCGGUCACAUCUGUGGUGGCUCCAUCCUGAGUCCUUACAUUAUCCUGACGGCUGCCCAUUGUGUGAUUGAAUACUAUCCCGAACACUUGGUGGUGCGUGUGGGCUCCAGCUAUGUAGAUUUCGGAGGCUUUCUCCUGGACGUGUCCUUGAUUGUGUACCAUGGAGACUUCGACUCCACCUCAUUCGACAACGAUGUGGCUCUAGUGGUUCUGAGUGAGCCCCUCGAUCUGGAGAACUACGAUAGUAUUCGUUCCAUCGAACUGGCAAAGGAUAUGCCAACGCCAGGAUUUCAAGUCUCUGUCUCUGGCUGGGGAUACACGGAUUACGGCUACGCGGAAGUCUUGCAGUAUUUGGAAAGUGAAAUAGUGGAUCCUGGAAAGUGUAGAAAGCUGUACAGUAAGUACAAUAACGUAUCGGAAAGGAUGCUUUGCGCCUCGGCCUACCACAGAGGCAGUUGUCGGGGAGACUCCGGUGGAGCUCUGGUCCUGGACAACCGUCAGGUGGGCAUUGUGUCCUGGGGCGUGGGCUGUGCCGAUCCUCGGUUCCCUUCUGUCUACACGAGUGUUCCAGCCCUGAGGGAGUGGAUUGAAAGCACAGCUAAUGGAAUAUUGGCUGAAAAAUAUUUGAAAAUAAAAUGAAACA